GUUUUUCUCGUGGCUUUGCCUUCUGGUCGUAUUCUCUUUCUUUCUUAAAUCCCUCUAUCUCUUUCCCCUUUUCUACUUACACAGACUCUUCCUCUUCUUACCCGGGUUUAUCAAGAUCAACCUGAAACUUCAACUCAAUACAAAAGUACCUGUCCACUUAUCAGAUCCGAAUCUGACAUCAUCCUCACUAUGAAGUUGGCAUGGGCAACGACUGUCCUCCUCCUGGGCUCCCAGGGAGUGACCUCUUUAUCUAUUCCCUUCGCCCCUCAAUCCGACCUCAUUGAACGCGAUCCCAACUCUGCGCCAGUGGAUUCUGACUUUGUCGAUCUCGAAAAGCGACGCGGUGGUGGAGGAGGUGGCGGCGGACGGAGUGGAGGGGGCUCCUCUGGCUCCUCUGGCUCCUCCAGUUCCAGUUCCGGUUCCAGCUCCAGCUCAAGUGGUGGAAGCAGUGGAGGCCGCUCAGGCAGUUCUUCUAGCAGCAGUGGCAGUUCGAGUUCGUCCAGCAACCGAGGCGGCUCAUCCAGCGGAGGCUCUGGGGUUUCCCCAUCCUACGGCGGCGGCAGAUAUUAUGCAGGUGGCGCCCGAUCACCCUACACAGCCGGCGCCAGAACCUCAUCUGGCAUUUCGCCUUACUUCUUGCCAGUUGCAGCACUGGCAUUCUUCCCCGGUAUCUGGCUCGCCGGGGCAUACGCCUACUCUUAUCCUCACGGGUACUACUAUCACAACGCCGACGACAACAAGAACGAGACGCUGCCCGUGCAAUGCCUCUGUGAGCAGAACCAGGAAUGUGGCUGUGACGAUAACAACAACAGCACCUACUACGAGUCUCUCUUCAACGGCACUCAGCCACGGAAUACGUCCAUUGCUCGCGUAGUCAACGUCAACGGCACCAAGACGAUUGUUAUCAACGGAACCUUGGCUAACGGCACGACCGCUGAUGAUGGCACUUCGAGUUCGGACUCCACCACCACCUCCUCCUCCACGUCGGGGGCCGCUCAGGGACCUCUGGUGACUCUGAUCAAUGCCAGCGGGUACUGGGUCAUGGUGGCUGUGGUUGUUGCGACCGUAUGGUCUGUCUAGAUGACCGACUUCUAGCUUUGAGAUGGGACGACCGAUGAUGGAUGACGGACGAUGGACGAUGGACGACAGGAUUGUAUGAUUUUAUCCUUUUAUGACCUGGCAAGUGUUGCUUUUUUUUUACUGUUAUAGGUUCGCCUUUCCUUUUUACCUUUGGCCGGAUAUUCUUUGGGGAUCGACCCUCUAUUGGGAUCUUACUCCGAUCUUGGUGUUGGCUGCAAAGAGCGAGCCGUGUGCCAAGCUUGACUUUCUCUGACGAGCGUUUGGGGUGGCUAUUUUGGUUGCUGCGUGGCUGUUUUGUAUAUCUUUCCCCUGGGAUGCUCUUGAUACCCCCCCUUUUACCCCCACGAAUUACUGUAUAUUAAUCCAGACAUAUGGCUUUGCUUGAAGUCAAUGAAAAUCCAUGACACUCUUUUUGCAAGGGCAAUCAGAAUCGGA
Molecule: messenger RNA, 1515 nt
Organism: Penicillium subrubescens
Lineage: Eukaryota; Fungi; Ascomycota; Eurotiomycetes; Eurotiales; Aspergillaceae
Exons: 2
Coding region: 190-1080 (296 amino acids)
Source: RefSeq, a predicted model, not a curated record